AUGUCGGCCUUCAUGGUUGUCAUCUCCGUGGUGAUGGAUUUCAACAUCUCCAUCACAUCGGCGAUGUGGACAUUUCAUCCUUUCAUCCUUCAGACUAAACGCUUCUACACUGUUCUGAUAUGGCGCAGGGUACUUGCCUUCUUAUGUGCUUCUCAGUUUCUUCGAAUAAUAACAUUCUAUGCAACACAGCUUCCAGGACCUAAUUAUCAUUGUCACGAGGGCUCACCUCUGGCUAGAUUACCACCACCCCAGAAUGCAGCUGAGGUCCUUCUGAUUAAUUUCCCAAAAGGAGUGAUUUAUGGAUGUGGUGACUUGAUAUUUUCAUCCCACAUGAUUUUCACCCUAGUUUUUGUCAUAACAUACCAGAAAUAUGGAAGCAUAAGGUUUUGUAAGAUGCUUGCUUGGUGCAUAGCUAUUGCUCAGAGUCUUCUUAUUAUAUCUUCUCGCAAGCAUUACAGUGUUGAUGUUGUUGUUGCAUGGUAUACUGUGAAUUUGGUGGUUUUCUUUGUGGAUAAGAAGCUUACAGAACUUCCUGAUCGAUCGGUGGGAUACACAUCAGUACUUCCUGUGAGUUCAAAGGAUAAAGAUACCAAGUUGAAAGAAGAAAAUACGAGAUUGCUGAAUGGUAACUCUAUGGAUUCAGCUGAUCGGAGACCACGAACACAAAUGAAUGGAAAGCAAAUUCAGAAUGAAAGCCAUGUUGAUAGUGAAACUGUGAAAACAUGA
Miscanthus lutarioriparius is the source of this 726-nucleotide messenger RNA. The record is from the annotation of a GenBank genome assembly. NCBI's taxonomy places the organism in Eukaryota, Viridiplantae, Streptophyta, Magnoliopsida, Poales, Poaceae.